CGGGAGCCGGGAGCCGCAGCGACGACGCUGGGCGCUCAGAGCUAUGCGUCCGGGGUCUCGGGGAGCUCGAGGGUCGCCCACACUGGGGCUGCUGCUGCUACUGGGACUACCGUGGCCGGUGUGGGGGACCGGGGAGUUCCAAGGAAACACCCUUGGAAAGCCAGUCAUUCUGCACUGGAGCCUAGAUGGACGACCCCAGCGCAUGGUCACCCUGGAGGAAGCGGUCCCAAACCUAGAAGUGAGGCUGGUGGCCUUGGAGGCUGAAGGUCAGGAACUCCUGCUAGAGCUGGAGAAGAAUCACAGGCUGCUGGCCCCAGGAUACACAGAAACCCACUACAGCCCAGAUGGGCGGCCAGUAGUGCUGUUCCCCAACCACAAGGAUCACUGCCACUACCAUGGGCAUGUGAGGGGCUUCCCGGACUCCUGGGUGGUCCUCAGCAUCUGCUCUGGGAUGAGGGGCCUGAUCACACUCAGCAGCAAUGCCAGCUAUUAUGUGCAUCCCUGGCCAGCUGGGGACUCCAAGGACCUCUUGACCCAUAGGAUCUUCCGGGUGGAGCAGAUGUUCAGCACGAAAGGAGCCUGUGGCCACGGGGACCCAAGGGACAAAAGGGACAUGACCAGCCUUUCGUGUGCCACCCAGAUCAGGGAGAGGCGGGAGUCCUUCCAAAGUCCGAGGUACCUGGAGCUGUACAUAGUGGCGGACCACACACUGUUUUUGACUCAGCACCGGAACUUGAACCACGUCAAACAGCGUCUUCUGGAGGUGGCCAAUUAUGUGGAUCAGAUUCUCAGGACUUUGGACAUUCAGGUGGUGCUGACCGGCCUGGAAGUGUGGACCGAGCAGGACCAGAGCCGCGUCACGCCAGACGCGAACGCCACGCUCUGGGCCUUCCUGCAGUGGCGCCGGGGGCUGUGGGCGCUGCGGCCACACGACUCCGCUCAGCUGCUCACGGGCCAAGCUUUCCGCGGUGCCACAGUGGGCCUGGCGCCCGUCGAGGGCAUGUGCCUCACGGAGAGCUCUGGAGGCGUGACCACCGACCACUCGGAGUUCUCCAUGGGUGCUGCGGCCACCAUGGCCCACGAGAUAGGCCACAGCCUCGGCCUCAGCCACGACCCCCACGGCUGCUGCGCGGAGGCAGCGGUGGAGCAGGGCGGCUGCGUGAUGGCGGCGGCUACUGGGCACCCGUUCCCGCGCGUGUUUAGCGCCUGCAGCCGCCGCCAGCUGCGCGCCUUCUUCCGAAAGGGAGGGGGCGCUUGCCUCUCCAACGCGCCGGACUCCGGGCUCCUGGUGCCGCAGGCGCGCUGCGGGAACGGCUUUGUAGAAAAGGGCGAGGAGUGCGAUUGCGGCGCCGGCCAGGAGUGCCCCGGCUCCUGCUGCCUUGCCCACAACUGCUCGCUGCGUGCGGGAGCCCAAUGCGCCUACGGCGGCUGCUGCGCACACUGCCUGCUGAAGCCGGCGGGCACGCCAUGCCGCCCGGCUGCGGGCGACUGUGACCUCCCUGAAUUCUGCACCGGAGCCUCCCCUUAUUGCCCGCCAGACGUUUACCUACUGGACGGCUCGCCCUGCGCCAGAGGCCGCGGCUACUGCCGGGACGGCGCGUGUCCCACGCUGGAGCAGCAGUGCCAGCAGCUCUGGGGGCCUGGCUCGCGUCCAGCCCCGGAGGCUUGCUUCCAGGUCGUGAACUCCGCGGGAGACGCCCAGGGGAACUGCGGCCAGCAGGGAGACGGCAGCUUCGUACCCUGUGCGCAGAGGGAUGCGCAGUGUGGGAAACUGCAGUGCCAGGGCGGGGAGCAGAGCCCACUGGUGCCACACGCGGUUCCGGUGGACUCCACCGUACACCUGGGCAGCCGCGAGGUGACUUGCAGGGGAGCUUCCGUGCAGCCCGGUGCCCAGCUAGACCCGCCUGACUUGGGCCUGGUAGAGGCAGGCACCCAGUGUGGGCCUAGAAUGUGCCCUCACUGCCCACAGGUGUGCCAGGAAAGGCGCUGCCAGAACACUACCUUCCGAGAGCUGGAGCUCUGCCUGAUGGCCUGCCACGGCCGCGGGGUUUGCAAUAGUAACCGUAAUUGUCACUGUGCUCCAGGCUGGGCUCCGCCUUCCUGUGACAAGCCAGGGUUGGGCGGUAGUGUGGACAGCGGUCCUGUGCGCCCUCAAAACUGGGACACCUUCACGCUGGCGGUGAUCCUUAGCUCUGUGCUCCCUCUGCUGCCCGGGGCUGGCCUGGCCUGGUGCUGCUGCCGGCAGCCAGGACUCUGUCUCCAACAACGCUUCUGGGGCUCAAGGAGGGACCUCAUGUGCAGGGGAUCCAAAGAUGGCCCACGCAGAGGCCACCUUCUGGGCAGCACCCACCCACUGGAGUUGGGCCUGACAUCCCCUCGAGAGCCCCAGCCCUUGGACCUUGAGAACUCUGCUAGAACCCAACAGCCACCUUGAGAAGCCGGUUCCUCAUAGCCCUGCUUGUACCCCUAAGCAGGUGGAGUCCAAAAGCCAAGAUCCUGUCUCUGGUGACUCCUGACAUGAGAAGACUUAAGGACAGGUGGCUACUGACUGCCACUCCAAGGAACUCGGACCCUCAGGGGAAGAGCCAGCAACUCAGCUGACUUCUUGCACCUUCAGGCAGCUUCGAAAUUUCUUCCCUGAAUUACUGCCAUACCACCUAUUCCAAGACCCUGGAACCUCAUCUGAAUUUGCACAGUGCUGUCGCCAGUCCUCAGGGCUGUGGGAUCCUCUUAGAGUACACCUUGCAGCAUAAGCAAGAAUCCAUCCACCCGGGAGUGAAGGCCAUGUAGUCACUGACCUCCUGUCACUAGGGGGCGCUCGGUCAGGCUGGGCACCCAGAGAGGCCUCUGUCCAAGGAGUCUGGUGUUGGUGUGCAGUCCCCCAGUCGCCUCCGACUGUUGGUGUGCAGUCCCCCAGUCGCCUCCUUUGCGACCCCAUGGACUGCAGCACCCUGGCCUCCCUGUCCCUCACCACCUCCUGGAGUUUGCCUAAGUUCAUGUCCAUUGCAUUGGUGAUGCCAUCCAGUCAUGUUAUCCUCUGAUGCCCUCUUCUCCUGCCCUUGAUCUUUCCCAGCAUCAGGGACUUUUCCAAUGAGUCAUCUGUUCCCAUCAGAUGACCAAAAUACUAGAGCUUCAGCUUCAGCAUCAGUGCUUCCAGUGAAUAUUCAGGAUUGAUCUCCCUUAAGAUUGACUGGUUGGAUCUCUUUGCAGUCCAAGGGUGUCUCAGUUUUCUCCAACACCACAGUUUGAAGGCAUCAAUUCUUUGGCACUCUGCCUUCUUACGGUCCAGCAGUCACAACCAUACGUGACCACUGGGAAGACCAUAGUGCUGACUAUACAGACCUUUGUCAGCAGAGUAAUGUCUCUGCUUUUCAACACACUGUCUAGGUUUGUCAUAGCUUUCCUGCCAAGAAGCAAUCAUCUUUCUGAUUUCAUGGCUGCAGUCACUGUCCAGUUCAGUACAAUGCAGUUUAGUUCAGUCACCUGAAUGGAACUGUAUAAAAGGAGUCUGUUACUCAUACUUUAUUCAGACCUAGCUCUUAGGAGGACAGUGACUGCUGGGCCAGAAGCCUGGACUCCAGGGGCCCUGUAUUUCAGACUGAAUCCACUUCCCUGGAACCUGACCCCUGCAAAACAAAAUCCUUGGGACUUCCCUUUCUGCGUCCUGUUCUCUCUUGUCCUUCGGAUGCAUCCUCCGCCCCACCCCAUUCCUAGUCCUCAGGUGAGAUUUUAGAGAAGCACGGGGCUGCUGCAGUCCCCUCACUGUGGAUGUUAAUCAAGCCCUCCUCCACUCCAUGGGAGGGAACAAAGGAAGCCAUUUUGGAGAGGACUUCAAAGAAGUCAGAAGAAAGCCAUGUUGCCCUUGACCCUCUGUGAGUCUUCUCUGUCUGUAAAUUCAAUACCAUGGGACUCCCUGAGGGUGGCAAAGGGUGGUGUCUGGAUGACAGCCAGGCCCCAGAAGUACUGGGCAUAGGAUGGUGUUACCUUGCUUGAAUGAUCCCUUGGCUCCACCUCUCCUGCCUCCCAUGAACACUCUUAGCAGCCAUUUACUCUCUCCCCUUGCUUUAUGCAAGAGUUGCUUAGUGACCUUCUUUAUCAUCCAGAUAUUGCUAUAUAACAAAACCACCUCAAAACUUAGUAGCUUAAAACAAUAACCAAUUCUGUGAGUUGCCAAAUUAGGUUGAACUCAGCUGCUGGUUUGAUUGGUUUCAACUCACCUCACUUAAAACAUUUGCAGUCAACUGUUGGCCACUGCUUUUGGGGUUGGCUGGCUUUUGGGUAGGGAGAUGGGGAGAGUGGGCUCUGUGUCUCUCAUUUCUCUAAGAGGCUAGCCCAGGCCUGUUUACAAACAGCUGGGGAGGGUUCUAAGAGAGCAGAACCCAGAUUAGAGUGCAACAAGGGAGGCACUUACCUUGAGCACAAAAAAAGUAAUCAAGAUAAAUAAUAUUUUAAUGUAAUAUUUUGUAAAGAUCAAAAUUAGUACAAAGUCCAUGAUGAGCAAAAUAACAAAAUUUUAAGACAGGAUCAGUUACCAUACCAAGGCUUUUAGGAAACUGAAACAAACAAACAAAAAAUCUGUAGUUGUGAUCUUGAGACAAGUACCUUACUCACUUCGUCCUGCAGAAGAAGCUUGCCAGGCUUCUUGAGAGUCCAUGACAGGCACGUUUUACUUCCAUAACAUUCUGUUGGUCCAAGCAAGUCAUAGGAUUCCAGGGGUUGGGCGGUAAACUCCAUCUUUACUCCAGGGAGGAGCAGCAAAAUCACAUUUCAGAAGAUGUGAAGAAUUGGAAAAUGUUUGCAAUCACUCACUGGCAGCAGAGUUGCAGCCUCAAGGCUCAGGCCUUGCUUUCACUCUACCAGUUAAAGGCGCUGAAUGAGAGUGUUUGCUAAAGCCCCCUCCUAGGUUCUCUGUGGGAUUCUGAUUCAUAGAGAUGACAGAACAAUGACACACAGAGGUCAGUACCAUUGAAAGAAGUUUUUAUCGCUUACAGUUCCCUCGAGAAGGGGGGUGCCCACUGAGCAGAGUCAGAUAGGGAAGCACCCAGUUUGUAAAGAAAGACUGAGGAACUGCCAGAUUGGAAGAAACUAAGGCAACACUGACCACUAAGUGCAUUGUGGGAUUCUGGAUGGGAUCUUGAAACAGACAAAGGACAUAAGUGGGAAGACUGGGGAAAUGCAAACGGAUUUACAGUUAAGUGUCCUGUACCAACGUUAAUUUCCUUGUUUUAAUAAUUGUACUAUGGUCAGGUAAGAUGGUGAUGUUAGGGCAAACUGGGUGAAGGAUAUAAAGGAAGCACUAGCAUUUUUGCAGUGUUGUAACUUUUCUGUAAGUCUAAAUACCAGCUAAUAAAAAGUUAAAGAUAAAAUUAUAAAA
Dama dama (fallow deer) is the source of this 5374-nucleotide messenger RNA. It is a transcript of the gene ADAM33, whose product is annotated as ADAM metallopeptidase domain 33. The record is from RefSeq and is a predicted model, not a curated record. Gene Ontology annotation, molecular function: metalloendopeptidase activity. Lineage: Eukaryota; Metazoa; Chordata; Mammalia; Artiodactyla; Cervidae. The coding region runs from base 44 to 2434 and encodes 796 amino acids. The transcript is spliced from 22 exons. Gene Ontology annotation, biological process: proteolysis.